AUGGGUACGUAUAGAAAGAGAUUUAACGAGAAGGCAAGAUCCGGCCAUAUGGCCAGGCUGAAAGAACUAAAAAGAGUCAGAAAUAAGCAGUUUCAUAGAGAUGAACCUGAAUCUGAAAAUAUAAAAGGUGACGAGGUUACUGAACUAGACUCUAAUUCAUCUAUUCUAAAACCCAUGACUGAGAGUGAAAAGCAGGAAAAGAAACGUAAAUUGGAAGACCUAUUUACUCCUAAAGAAUCAAAGGUAUCUAGGCAAAAAAAAAAACGGUUAGAUAAGUUUAUUGAACAUCAAAUUAAAAGAGAAGAAAAGAAGGCAUUGAUAAAUAAAUUACAAGACUAUAAGAUAGAUACAUCGUUACUGACUAGCUCCAAGAAUCUGGGGCAUGGUAGACAAACAAAGAAGGAAGAAUUUGCUGAAGCACUAAAUCUGGAGAAACAAGGCAGAGGUAAUGCAACUACUGAUGAGAUAUUGUACGAAGAACACACCGCAAAAUCAUGGGACGAAGAGCAGUCAAAUAGCUCAGUAGAAGAUGAAGACUCUGAAAACGAUGAUUCAGGGGAAGACAAUUUUGAAGACAAAUUUGGUACAAUUCCAGAAACAAAGAAAUCCUCUUUUAUUGAUCAUAGACCAGUUAAAUUAGGUGGCCAAGGCGGUUUCGGCUUUGGAUUUUCUAACAUCAAAAUUGUGACUAAAGAAGAUAAGGUUAAUAGCACAAUGCCAAAGAAGAAGUAUAACUGGAGACAACGUGUCGAAUUACAAGAGAAAAGGCAAAUCGAUGAAGAAGAUGCCCAAGAUUUUGAUUCCAGCUCUGAAGAAGAAAGUGAAGAAGAAAGUGAAGAAGCAAGUGAAGAAGCAAGUGAAGAAGCAAGUGAAGAAGAACAAGUAGGAAGUGAUGACUCUUUGGAUGAACAAAAUUCCAGUUUUUCUGAAAAUGAAAGCAAUGAGCACAGUGAUAAUGAUAACAGUGAUGAAAAAACAGUAACUGUAUCGAAAGAUAAGAGUGAUAUUGCAGAGGAGUUCAAAACAUGGGCGAACCAAAGUAUACGAACUAUGGAAGGUCGGGAUAUCGAAAUGGUUACUCCAACAUUGAGCUCUGAAUAUCAACCAAUUGUGCGUACGGAGGACCUCGAUGAUGGAUUACCAACUAGCAAUGUUCCUGUUGAUGAAACAUCAAAUAGAAAGGCUUUCUAUGUUAAAAUAGAAAGAUCUGAAGAAAUACAAGCAGCAAGGGUACAACUACCGGCAUACGCCGAAGAACAUAACAUCAUGGAAGCUAUUCAUCAUAAUGACGUCAUAAUUAUUAGUGGUGAAACUGGUUCAGGUAAAACCACUCAAGUUCCCCAAUUUCUUUAUGAAUCUGGCUUUGGUAAUGAUAAAUCUCCUGACUACCCGGGUAUGAUAGGUAUUACACAACCUAGAAGAGUUGCAGCUGUUUCAAUGGCUAAUCGUGUUGCAAAUGAACUUGGUGAUCAUGGAAAAUAUGUUGCAUACCAAAUCCGUUUUGACUCAUCUACAAAGAAAGAUACCAAAGUUAAAUUCAUGACCGAUGGUGUUUUAUUGAGAGAGAUGAUGGAGGAUUUUAAACUAACAAAAUAUUCAUCAAUUAUUAUAGAUGAAGCACAUGAAAGAAAUAUCAAUACCGAUAUACUUAUUGGUAUGUUAAGUCGUUGUGUGCGUCUGCGUGCAAAAGAGCAUGCUCAAAACCCACAGGGUAAUAAACGUUUAAAGUUAAUCAUUAUGUCAGCAACACUAAGAGUCGCUGACUUCAGUGAAAAUACUACCCUUUUUGCAACUCCUCCACCUGUAUUGAAUGUAACAGCAAGACAAUUCCCUGUAUCUGUGCAUUUUAAUCGUAGAACGCCGUUCAACUAUACCGAUGAGGCUUUCAGAAAGACAUGUAAAAUCCAUAGCAAACUUCCUCCAGGUGCAAUUCUUAUAUUUUUAACAGGCCAACAAGAAAUUACCCAAAUGGUAAAGAAAUUAAGGAAAGAAUUUCCAUUUAAAAAUAAAAAAAUAAAUGUUAGUAACGAAAUUUCAAAAAUCAAGAUCGAUUCAAGAAAUGCUGACAUGGAAGCAGAAGAUAUAGACUUUAGUGUUCAAGUUAUUGACGAAGAAAAAUUUAAAGAAGAGAUUGGUCCUGAAAAUGACGGAUCGGAUAACGAAUCAGAAGAAGAGGAAGGUUUCGAGGAAACAUUAGAGGAAGGUCAGACAGAGAACGAUCCUCUAUAUGUUUUGCCCCUAUACUCUCUACUUCCAACCACCGAACAAAUGAAAGUCUUUGAAAACCCUCCUGCUGGUUCUAGACUCUGUGUUGUCGCCACUAAUGUUGCUGAAACAUCAUUGACCAUACCUGGUGUUAGAUAUGUUGUCGAUUGUGGGAGGUCCAAGGAAAGAAAGUAUAACACCGAAACUGGUGUACAAAGUUUUGAAAUUGAUUGGGUGAGUAAAGCCAGUGCAGGUCAAAGGAGUGGUAGAGCUGGGCGUACGGGUCCCGGUCAUUGUUACCGACUAUACUCCUCUGCUGUAUUUGAACGUGAUUUUGCUCAAUUUUCACGUCCAGAAAUUUUAAGAACACCAGUAGAAAAUGUUGUUUUACAAAUGAAAAGUAUGGCUAUUCACAAUAUUACUAACUUUCCGUUCCCAACUCCACCUGAGAGAUAUGCUUUAUCCACUGCUUUACAACUACUUCGUUACUUAGGUGCAUUAGAUGACAAAGAGAAGAUUACUAGGGAUGGUAGAAGAAUGAGUUUGUUCCCAUUAUCAGCAAGGUUUUCAAAAAUGUUAUUAACAUCAAAUGAACACGAUUGUCUACCAUAUGUUGUUUCAAUCGUUAGUGCAUUAUCAGUAGGCGACCCUUUCAUAUCAGAGACAGAGUUGGGUAUUGGUGCUAUUCCAAUAAAGAAGGUAGAUGUUGAAGAUGAAAAGGAAGAUCAUAGUGAGGAUGACGAUUUAUCUCAACAAGAAAAAACCAAUCUACGUGCAAAAUUCCGUAAGGGUAGGAAGCUUUUUGAUAAAUUAGAUAAUUAUUCUGAUGUUUUCCGAACAUUGAGUGCUGUCUGUGCAUACGAUUACGUAAAGAGACCAGACAAGAUGUCAUUUAUACAUAACCACUUCCUUAGAGGAAAACUUAUGGAUGAAAUUGUCAAACUAAGAAAACAACUGAUGUAUAUUAUCAAAUCAAAUAUAUCUGAAGAGAAUAUUGCCGUAUCAGUUAAGGAUAGGGAUCUUUUAGUUCCUGUUCCAACUGAAAUCCAAAUUAAAUUAUUAAAACAGAUGGUUUGCUCUGGGUUCCCUGAUCGCGUUGCAAUUAGGGCUGAUGCAUUAUUUCCUGAGGAUGCAAAGAUCACAAAUAGAACCAACAUCAUAAACAUCCCAUAUAUUCCCGUUCUUACCAAGAAGCUGCCAGAAAUUGAAGAAUGUUUCUCUUAUAUUCAUCCAACUUCCAUCCUGACCAACAGCGGUGAAAUGCCUCCAAAAUUCUUAGUAUUCUCUUCCUUACAUCAGAACAAUAAUGGUAAAACAAGAAUGUCAACACUAUGUGAUAUCAAGAGCACUGCACUUGCUAAUAUUGCGAGAAAGGGUUCAUUACUAGACUACAGUAAACCAUUGGCUGGUAAUGGUCUUAAGACAAUCAACAUGUCUCCCACAGAACGUUACUGUUAUGUUGUACCACGUUUUGGUUCUAACGUUGAUAGCGACAUUAAAAUUGGUUGGGAUUUAAACCCAAUCCCUGUUCACCAAAGAAAGAUAAACGGGAAAUGGGUUGUUGAAAAAUUUAUCACAAACAAAAACUACAAGACGCUAGAACAGAAACAAAAAGCCUGA
Maudiozyma saulgeensis is the source of this 3825-nucleotide messenger RNA. The record is from the annotation of a GenBank genome assembly. Lineage: Eukaryota; Fungi; Ascomycota; Saccharomycetes; Saccharomycetales; Saccharomycetaceae.